AUGAUCCGCCCUCGUGUUCUACGUGGCCCACAAUUUGGCCCCACGACUAGUGGCACUUGGGGUGUCGCCCGGAAAACUUCUCGGCCUUCUGUCAAGGGAUCAUCAUCAUCAUCAGUAUUAUCAUCACUAUCUUCGUUUAUCUUGACCCGUCCACUGUCAGUGCGGCCGGUCACGAUGGAUGCCAGUCGCCCACCACCACAACGUAAUGGUCCCUUUUCCCAGCUGCCCCAGGACUGCUUGGCGAAUAUCCUGGACCAUCUCAGCUUGGAUGAUGCCUUGUCGCUAUCGACCAGCUGCAACGCCCUGCAGGCGUCAUCCAUGCCGUUUGCAUUGCGGGACGUCAGAAUGGAUUGGACCAACCGACCGCGACGGCAGGUGUUGCAAUUGCUGCAGAUCAUCUUCGAGAACCCCGAAUACGCAUCAGACAUCCAGCAUGUAAGCAUGAUGGCGUCCAAUUACCCGUGGGAAGACGUGGACCCGGCCACAGACUGGGAAAAUGAGCGGCACGAAUUCAAGGACGUGCCGGACCAGGCGAUGGAUUUGGUGCGACGAGCCGGUCUUCGAAAUGUCGAUGAAUGGCAUUUGGCCAUUCACGGAGGAAACAUCUACGCGUUAGCCACCGUGUUUCUCUCGCAGCUGCGAAACCUCAAGUCGCUGCGCCUGGAUUAUUCGUUCGUCUGGUGGGACGGAUAUCCAGGUAUCAUGCUGAAACAUGCCUUACUGCACCCCAAUGGAGUGUUUUCAACGUUCGAUCAGCUUGAAACGGUCGAGUACGGUGCAAAUGUCCCUCUCGCGGAGACCGAGCGGCCCGAUGACGACGAAGUGCCCGACGGAUAUCCUCCUUACAACCCGAACCAGUUUAUGGGCUGGUUCUGCCUGCCUUCCCUCUGUUACCUGAACAUAUGGCUGCGGGAUCUGAAGGGCCUCGAGGAAGCCAAGCCAGAUCUAGAUCUAAGCAACCUGGAGACUCUCGUUAUAGCGAGAAGCACUGCUACAGAACAUCAUAUGCUUUACCUUCUUUCGCGGACGUCGAAUCUAAAAAGUCUUCAUGUGGCACUUGCCUUUGCGUGGAGAGGUGAGCCCAUUUUGCAGGACGCUCCUACCUUUGCGCAGGCAUUGGAGGCUGUUAGUCCGACGUUGGAGAAGCUCUCGCUAGGAGUGGAAUAUUAUCCCUCUACCCUCGGCGAUCGCGAGUGGAACGAGGCGGAUGAUGGGGCCUUCGGCCCAUUUCACCAGUUUUUUACCGGCUUUACGAACCUUCAAUCGGCCGAGAUCCCGUUGGCCAUCCUCCUAGGAUGGUACUGGGACGACUCAAUCCAACUUGGUCCCCUUUUGCCCAAGUCUCUCUCUCAUUUAUGCUUGCGAGACGAUCUAGAGGGCUUCUACGAUUUUGAAUGGACGGAAGAUCGGGCAAUUUUGUUGCUUGAAUCCUUUCUCCAAAAUGGGAAGUGGAAGGCUUAUACGCCAUCCUUGAAGAGCAUCACGCUGCGUCUCUGGAAUCAGAAUUAUACUCAUUAUAGACGCGACUCGGAAGAACGCUUGCGAAAAAUGGCUGAAAACUUCAACAUUGAAUUACAUAUUGUGGUGGAUGAUCUCGGUUCAGGCUUGUGGGCUUUGGAUCCUUCUUCGGGUUGA
Aspergillus affinis is the source of this 1635-nucleotide messenger RNA. RefSeq names its product F-box protein. Gene Ontology annotation, molecular function: protein binding. The coding region runs from base 1 to 1635 and encodes 544 amino acids. The record is from RefSeq and is a predicted model, not a curated record. The transcript is spliced from 2 exons. Lineage: Eukaryota; Fungi; Ascomycota; Eurotiomycetes; Eurotiales; Aspergillaceae.